CGCUUCUGUCUUCUAGAAAUUGACGGCCAUUCCAACUAAGUCUAAAGACCAUUUCACUAGUUGGACUAACCUACCUGAUAAUAGAAAUGUUGUUUCAGAACGUAGGCAAGCCUAGCUUCCUGCAAAAUUUGAUAGAUCUGGUUUGAGAGUUUGUAAUUUAAACUAAGCUUAAAGACCAUUUCGUGCUUCUUGGAUGGAGAAAUGUCGAACUCAAAUCACUUCCGACUAUUUUGUACAGGUUUUAUUUUGCUCAGAAGCUAAGCUUGAAGGCUCACUGGCAGUAUUUUUAGGCACACUACCACACAUUUAAUCAAUGGCGGCCGUGGGUGGAGGUGGAGCUGACUUGAUAAAGUGGGAAAAACAAGGAGGAACUGUUAUGCAGAAAACAGCAACGAACGGUCGAAUAAGGCGAACAUAUAUUGCUCCCACAGGGGAGAAAUUUUACAGCUGGAAGGACUGCGUGAAAUACUUGGCAUCGGGCAGGGAUUCUGAUAGUUCCGAGGAGAUGGGCCGAAAGAGACCCAGAAAGGAAGAAGGUCAAAAGCAAGCCGAUGUGGUUGAGGUUCAAGAUGAGGGUGAACCUAACCGAGCUAGAAAACGGCCCAAACGGGCAGCCACAGUAAUGAAUUACAAGGAAAAAAGGCUUUGUCUGGACGGGAAAGAGUCCAUGAUUGAAGCCAAGGAAGAAGUAACUGUAGAGGAGGAGGAGCUUGCCAUUAGCUUAACAGUGAAUGAACAACACCAGGAAGAAAUGCCUCCACAACGGCGCUUGGUAGAUUUUAUAAUCCAUGAUUCUCAAGGUGCCUCUCAGCCAAUAGAAAUGGUGUAUGCUAUGGAUCUUUAUAUUUCUGGAUCAAUUUUGCCAAAGGAAGGUUUAUUGGAUAAAUCAAAAGGGGUUCGAUGUGAGGGGUUUGGGGUUGUGGAAACAUGGUCCAUAACAGGGUAUGAAAAUGGGUCUCCUGUUAUAUGGCUUCAAACAGAGGUAGCAGAAUAUGUGUGUGUAAAGCCUGCUGGCUCAUAUAAGAAGUUCUUCGGUAUUCUAAAUGAAAAGGCAAUGCUUUGCGUUGAGGUCUACAAGGCUCUGUCCAAGCCCGACGGAGGUAAUCCUGAAUUAGGAUUGGAUGAAUUGGUGGCACGUGUCACACGAUCCAUGUCUUCUAAUAAGAGCUAUCAGGGAAGGUUUUGGGGGAGAGAUUUCAUUGUUUCUCAGGGGGAUUUAAUUGUAAAACAGUUAACUGGUUUGGACAGCAGUUCUGAAGACGGUGAUCAGAUUUUUACUGGUUUGCCUGCUCUUGUAGCUCUGGAGCAGGAAUGUCUUGAAUCAAAACGUAUGGGGUCUGUGGGUAUAAAAAUUAACGAGAGCUCCGCUAGUAAUACUGCUGGUGUUGGUGCUUCGUCUGUCUAUGAUGAGGAUGAGAAGCUUGCAAGAUUGAUACAAGAGGAGAAUGAUUGGGAGGCUGCAAGACCAAGUCGAAAACCCCAAGGCAAGAAGAAGUUCUACGUGAAAAUUAAUGAGGAUGAAAUUGCAAAUGAUUAUCCGUUACCUGCAUUUUAUAAGGCCACUGAAGAUGAAAUGGAUGAGUAUCUUUUUUAUGAUGAUUCAUGUAUAUUAGAUCCGGAAGAUCUACCUCGCAGAAUGUUGCAUGAUUGGUCUUUAUAUAAUUCCGAUUCCAGGCUUGUUCCGCUCGAACUUCUUCCAAUGCUUGGUGGUACUGAGACAGAUACUGCAGUAUUUGGCUCAGGUAUCAUGACAGAAGAUGAUGGUAGUGGCUAUUGUUUGGAUGCUGACUCUGGAGGGGGUAAGAAUUCUAACGACAACGAGCCACAUGGAAUUCGCAUAUAUUUAAGUGCUAUCAAGGAAUGGAUGAUAGAAUUUGGAGCAAAUAUGCUCUUCAUAUCAAUUCGCACCGAUGGUGCUUGGUAUAGGCUUGGGAAGCCUUCUAAGCAGUAUUCACCGUGGUAUAAACCUGUGCUAAAAACUGCCAGGCUUGCAAUCAAAAUAAUAGUAAUGCUGAAGGAGCAGAGUCGUGUUUCAAAGCUGUCUUUCUCAGACGUGAUUAGGAAGCUGGCGAGCCAAGAUACGACUGAGCUAUCUUUUAUCUCACCCAAUCUGGAUGCUGUAGAAAGGUAUGUUGUUGUUCACGGUCAAAUUAUUUUGCAGCAAUUUGCAGAGUAUCCAGAUGAACGCAUACAAAGGAGUGCCUUUGUGACAGGCCUUUCAACAAAGAUGGAACAAAGACAUCAUACAAAACUGUUUCUGACAAAGAAGGGAGUCAUAGUCAAAGAAAAGAAUUUGAAUCCUAGGGCUAGUGCACGGCUUGAAAUUAUCAGCAAGCAAGCAAUGCGUGCAACCACCACAAAGCUAAUAAAUCGCAUCUGGAGUGAGUACUAUUCAAGUUCUGCGUCUGAUGAAAUAAAGGAGGUAAAUGGUGAGAAUGGUGAGAAAGAUGAGGAAGACCAGGAUCAGGAAGACAGUGAGGAUGAGGAAGAGACUGAUUUGAUUGUGGUGGAUAAAACUGAACUCUCCCCUGUUAUUAGAACAGGGAGAGGCAGAUCAAGUAGCAAAGAUAUAAAAUGGGUGGGCCAAUCUGUUGGUAAAACUUCAUCUGGGGAACCCCUGUAUAAAAUGGUUUCUGCUGAUGGAGAUAUCGCUGUGGGAAGUGCAGUUCUGGUGUAUGCAAAAGGUCAGAACCAGAACUCUGAGGCCCUUCCCACUAUUCUUUUUGUUGAAUAUAUGUACGAGAAAUCUAAUGGCACAAAAAUGAUUCAUGGAAGAGUUCUUCAGAGAGGCAGUGAAACUCUGUUAGGAAAUGCAGCUAAUCCACGAGAAGUCUUUUUGACUCACCAAUGCCUUCAAGUUGAUGUGAAGGAUGUUAAAGAGACAAUAGUAGUAGAGAUCAGAUUGCGAUCUUGGGGCUAUCAAUAUAGGAAGGAAAAUUUGAUUGCAGAUGAAGCUGACAGAGCACGAGCAAUAGAGAUGGAAAGGAAGAAACUGCCUGUUGAAUACUUCUGCAAGUCUCUAUAUGCACCUAACUGUGGUGCCUUCCUUUCUCUUCCUUAUGAUACCUUAGGUUUGGGAAAUGGCCAGUGUCAGUCUUGUAAAAUAAGAGAAGAUGAGAAGCAGAAUUCAGAACUCUACAUGCUUCAAAAUAAUGAUGGAUUUAAAUAUGAAGGUAUGGAGUACUACCUGCAUGAUUUUAUUUAUGUUGAUCCAGAACAGUUUGCUGCUGUUGGAGAUGAAAAGGAACCUCUAGAAAAGUUCAAAGCAAGUGGGAAUAGGGGUCUUAGACCCUAUGCUGUUUGCCAGAUUUUGGAGAUCAAAAGUUCAUGUGGCUUAAGGAAGUCUGAUUCCAAGCCCACAAAGAUAAAAGCUCGAAGAUUUUUUCGCCCAGACGAUGUUGGGCUUGAAAAGGCCUACACUGCUGACAUAAGGGAGGUUUAUUAUAGUGAUGAAUCUGUAAUUGUAGAAGUAGAUGCGAUAAGAGGAAAAUGUGUUGUCAUGAGACAACAAUAUUUCUCUCCUAUGCCUGGCAAUGUUAUCGUUGAACAUAUAUUUUUCUGUAGUUGCAUCUAUGAUCCAAUUAAGGGUGCCCUGAAGCAGCUACCUGCAAGUAUCAAGUUAAGCCCUUCAAAAAGCACAGGAAACCAAAAAGGCAAGUUUCUUGUUGAUGAAGCUGAAAAUGCCAAGAGGAAAGGAAAAGCAGUUUCAGGAGAUCAGCCAGCAGAGAAGACAUCAGAGACAUCUAAUGAUUGUCGCUUGUCAACACUGGACAUAUUUGCUGGCUGUGGUGGUUUGUCAGAAGGAUUGGAGAAAUCAGGAGCUAGCUUUACCAAAUGGGCCAUCGAAUAUGAAGAGCCUGCUGCAGAGGCUUUCAAGCUUAAUCAUCCAGAAGCUGAGGUUUUCUGCCAGAAUUGCAAUGUUGUAUUAAGGUCAAUCAUGGAAAAGGGAGGAGAUAUUGAUGAUUGCAUUUCAACAUCAGAGGCUAUUGAGCAAUCUUCAAAGCUAACUGAUGAGCAAAGAGAUAAAUUGCCUUUGCCAGGGCAAGUGGAUUUUAUUAAUGGCGGACCACCUUGCCAGGGCUUCUCCGGUAUGAAUAGAUUCAACCAGAGGACGUGGAGCAAAGUGCAAUGUGAGAUGAUUUUAGCUUUCCUCUCAUAUGCCGACUAUUUUCGGCCAAAAUUCUUUUUAUUGGAAAAUGUCAGGAAUUUUGUAUCCUUCAAUAAAGGGCAGACAUUUCGGCUCACUCUGGCAUCUCUAUUGGAGAUGGGGUACCAGGUGCGAUUUGGGGUUCUUCAAGCAGGAAAUUAUGGGGUUUCUCAAUCCCGCAAAAGGGCUUUUAUUUGGGCAGCUUCACCUGAUGAAUCUCUUCCAGAAUGGCCAGAGCCAAUGCAUGUUUUUGGUUGCUCACAGAUUAAGAUAUCAUUGCCUGGAGGUUUGCAAUAUGCUGCUGUCAAAGAUGUAGCAGUAGGUGCUCCUUUCCGCUCUAUAACAGUGAGAGAUACAAUUGGUGACUUGCCACCUGUUGGCAAUGGUGCAGACAAAUUGGAAAUAACAUAUGGGAAUGCUCCAGUCUCUUGGUUUCAAAAGCAGAUUCGUAGUGUGGAAGUUGUUCUCUACGACCAUAUUUCUAAAGAAAUGAAUGAGUUGAAUCUAAUUCGUUGCCAAAGAAUUCCGAAGUGCUGUCCAGGUGCUGAUUGGCGGAAUCUUCCAGAAGAAAAGGUUAAGUUGUCUACAGGGCAAAUGGUUGAUCUCAUUCCUUGGUGCCUCCCAAAUACUGCUAAACGGCACAAUCAAUGGAAAGGUCUAUUUGGAAGAUUGGAUUGGGAAGGAAACUUUCCCACAUCUAUUACAGAUCCACAGCCGAUGGGCAAAGUAGGCAUGUGCUUUCAUCCUGAUCAGGACCGUAUUGUCACCGUUAGGGAAUGUGCUCGUUCACAAGGUUUUCCGGACAGCUAUAAGUUUUGUGGCAGUAUACAUAGCAAGCAUCGUCAGAUUGGAAAUGCAGUUCCACCGCCAUUGGCGAUGGCUCUCGGCAAAAAACUAAAAGAAUUAAUAGAUUCCAAGAAAUAAUGGUGCUAAACUUGAAGUUUUCAGAGACAUGCAAGAUGAGUCCAUCUACCCGGGAUUUCUUGGUGCAGCAAAAAUUCAGCUAAAAUUUCUCCGUUUCUUUGUAAAUCAAGGGGAUAUGCAUUGACUAAUCCCCAAGAGUGUUCAUAAAUUUAGUUUUUACAGAUCCAGUUGGGUCAUUCAUUAUGAUUUUUUAUCUUAAUGGAAUGCCUAAAUACGGCAGUUCUGAGUAAAAUGACUGGAAUUAUUUUUUCCACUUUACUUGAGAGAUGUUUUUGGGGGCUUACUGAGCCUACGGCCACCUUAACAUACAUAUGAAUUGUAAAGGGUGGCUGAUUUCCAAGGGCAUCGUAUCCUUGAAAGGAGGUCGAGAUUAAAGAUCAGAUCUUACAUAAUUUUGUUUUA
Messenger RNA from Cryptomeria japonica (Japanese cedar), 5473 nucleotides. Its product is annotated as DNA (cytosine-5)-methyltransferase 1B. The record is from RefSeq and is a predicted model, not a curated record. Bases 314 to 5071 code for a protein of 1585 amino acids. Gene Ontology annotation, cellular component: nucleus. Lineage: Eukaryota; Viridiplantae; Streptophyta; Pinopsida; Cupressales; Cupressaceae. Gene Ontology annotation, molecular function: DNA (cytosine-5-)-methyltransferase activity; chromatin binding. The transcript has 11 exons.